Cucumis sativus (cucumber) is the source of this 2066-nucleotide messenger RNA. Its product is annotated as protein disulfide isomerase-like 1-6. Gene Ontology annotation, cellular component: endoplasmic reticulum. The transcript has 12 exons. Lineage: Eukaryota; Viridiplantae; Streptophyta; Magnoliopsida; Cucurbitales; Cucurbitaceae. The record is from RefSeq and is a predicted model, not a curated record. The coding region runs from base 178 to 1791 and encodes 537 amino acids. Gene Ontology annotation, biological process: response to endoplasmic reticulum stress; protein folding. Gene Ontology annotation, molecular function: protein disulfide isomerase activity.
UUCACAUUACACCAAUUCUGCCUAAUCAAAUCUCAAUUAGCGCCCUUUCUACAGCAAUCAUAAAAACCCUCAAAAACCCAUUUCUCAACUCUUCUCCUUUCCCCCACCGAUCCAUUUUCUAUCAUUUCCUUCCUUCCUUCAAAUCCAGAAACAACUCUCACUACAAACCCCUUCACCAUGAUUUUAAGAUUACCCACUUCCAGAUUCGUCCUUCUCGCCUUCACCCUUCUCCUGUUAUUCGGAUUCUUCGCCAUUGUUAACUCAUCUGAGACCUACCCAGUUCACAAUGCCGACGAAGAUUUAGAGGGUCUCGAGGAAUUGUUGGCAUUGGAUGAAGAAGAGGAAAAUCAGCAGCAGGAUGGGGCUAAUUCGAGGACCUCAGAAGCAAAUGUAUUGAGUAAAGCACAGAGGAUAGUUCUUGAGCUUAGCAAUGAUAAUAGUGAGAGAGUCAUUGAACAAAAUGAGUACGUUUUGCUUCUGGGUUACGCUCCUUGGUGUGCUAGGAGUGCAGAGCUUAUGCCUCAAUUCGCUGAGGCAGCCAAUUCACUUAAGGAAUUGGGUAGCCCCAUUUUGAUGGCGAAGCUUGAUGCUGAUCGUUAUCCCAAGCCAGCCUCUGCCCUCCAAAUUAAGGGGUUCCCUACACUGCUUCUUUUUGUUAAUGGGACUUCUCAAGCUUACACUGGUGGAUUCACCGCGGAAGAGAUUGUGAUCUGGGUUCAGAAAAAGACUGGUGUGCCUGUUAUAAAUACAAACUCUCUGAACGAAGCUAAAGAAUUUCUUAAGAAGCACCACAUGUUUGUUGUUGGUCGGUUUGAGAAAUUUGAGGGACCUGCAUAUGAAGAGUUUUUGAAAGCAGCCUCUGAUGACAAUGAAUUCCAGUUUGUUGCGGCGAGCGACAUCGAAGCUGCAAAGAUUCUCUUCCCAGAUAUUAAACCCUCGAACAAUUUCCUUGGACUGGUUAAGGAUGAGGAGGAAAGAUAUACAACAUAUGAAGGAACCUUUGAAAGGGAAAAGAUAUUACAUUUUUUGGAGCACAACAAGUUUCCAUUAGUCACUAAACUCGCAGAAAUGAAUUCUAUUCGAGUUUACUCAAGCCCUGUUAAACGCCAGGUUCUCAUUUUUGCUGAUGAUGAUGAACUCCAUAACCUUCUUGAGCCCCUUCAGAAUGUUGCCAAAAAGUUCAAGUCAAAGGUGAUGUUUAUCUCCAUCGACAUUGCCAAUGAAAAUCUUGCAAAGCCCUUCUUGUCAUUAUUUGGUCUAGAAGACUCAGAUAGAACAGUGGUUGCUGCUUUUGACAACGGAAUGAGCUCAAAGUUUUUGUUAGAGUCAGAUCCGAGUCCAAGCAACAUAGAGGAGUUUGCUAGAGGCCUUUAUGAUGGUACUCUGUCUCCGUACUUCAGAUCACAGUCAAUACCAAAUAAUGAUGGAGCAAGCAUUGAAGUAGUAGUUGGAAGGACAUUUGAUGAAUUGGUUUUGAAGAAUCCCAACAACGUUUUUUUGGAGGUGCAUACCCCAUGGUGCAUUACCUGUGAGACAACAACCAAGAAUGUGGAGAAGUUGGCCAAGCAUUUCAAAGAUUUUGAUAACAUUGUUUUUGCCAGAAUUGAUGCUUCCGCAAAUGAACAUCCAAAACUACAAGUAGAUGAUUACCCAACCCUCUUGUUUUACCCUGCAGCAGAUAAAUCGAAUCCGAUUAAGCUUUCGAGCAAGGGAAGUUUGAAGGAUUUGGCUAAAAACGUUUCAAAAUUGGUGAAAUCUGAAGAGCAUGCCAGUAGCAAAGAUGAAUUAUAGAAUACAAGGUUUUAGAGUUGAGACAAAGGAAAUUGGAUUUUAAGAAACUUUCUGAGGUCUCAGGUAAAGAUACAGAGGCAGAGGCAGAGGCAGAGGGCAUACACAAUUGUUGGAAUUUUAAUUUAUAAUAAUAUUACAUUUUCUUAUUUUAAUGUAAGGUUUUACUAAUCUACGAUUCAUGUAAAACACACAUCAAUGUUAAUCAUGAUUUGUUACUGCCUAUCACUAAUGUUUACUAAAUCUUCUUCUUAUAUUACAAGUACAUCAUUGCCCUA